GACUGCAGACACAGUACAGGAGAUGACCGGAGACUGCGGACACAGUACAGGAGAUGACCGGAGACUGCAGACAGUACAGGAGAUGACCAGAGACUGCGGACACAGUACAGGAGAUGACCAGAGACUGCGGACACAGUACAGGAGAUCACCAGAGACUGCGAACACAGUACAGAAGAUGACCAGAGACUGCGGACACAGUACAGGAGAUGACCAGAGACUGCGGACAUAGUACAGGAGAUGACCAGAGACUGCGGACACAGUACAGGAGAUGACCAGAGACUGCGGACACAGUACAGGAGAUGACCGGAGACUGCGGACACAGUACAGGAGAUGACCGGAG
Messenger RNA from Staurois parvus, 340 nucleotides. The record is from the annotation of a GenBank genome assembly. Lineage: Eukaryota; Metazoa; Chordata; Amphibia; Anura; Ranidae.